Penaeus vannamei (Pacific white shrimp) is the source of this 5682-nucleotide messenger RNA. The record is from RefSeq and is a predicted model, not a curated record. Lineage: Eukaryota; Metazoa; Arthropoda; Malacostraca; Decapoda; Penaeidae.
AACUGCUUUUUAUUUCUCUUUAGGAGGGGAAGCUGUUGAACGCUCUCGUCGCAUCUACACAGUCAUGGCUGAUGCUACAGAAAAUAUUUCAAAAACCCGCAAGAGGAAGAGAAGCCUGUGGAACAAACUCGUCCUGCUCAUGUGGAAGAACCUCCUGCUGAGGAAGAGACAUUGGGUCCUGACCGCCUUCGAGAUCCUCCUCCCCACGCUCCUCUUCACCCUCCUCCUUACCAUCCGUGUCCUCCCAGAUUCGGCCUUCCUGCCAUCCUACGUGAACGAGAGCGUCGAAUUCAGAACGGCCUCGGAAUGUGUCCUCAAAAAAGAGCUUUGCACGAAAUACGGUUUUUGGUCAGAGGAACUACGACGGUGUUUUGUCCCAGAUAACAUUGACGACAUAACGCUACCUACGCUGGCUCCUUCGGUCAUAGACGGUCUGGAAGGUCUAAACUUGACCGAGGCUGACCUUUCCGACCCCGAGAGCAUUUUGACGAUACUGGAAAACGUGAACCAGAUGGACCCGGAGAGUAUAAACCUGGAGAUCACUCAGUCGAUCUUGGAAAACCUGGAUCCUUGCAUAUUGGAGAGAUUCAAUGAUACUUCCUUCGAAGGCAUGGGACCGGCAGAAAUAUUGGGCAUAUUGGGGUCUCUUCUAUCCAAUAUUUCGCUGCCGGAAUUUCCCGACGGCUCGAACUUCAGUUAUCCGGGAGAGAGGAAGAUCUUCUACGGUCCACCUGGAGGCUUUAGCAGGGGCGUAGCCGAGUAUUUGGCCGAUGUUCUCCGUCUCGGUCAUCACGUGCUGACCCCCGUGACCAGCAACGAGGACUUAGACACGCAGGUUGACAAGUCGUACUUCGCCACCAACGACUCCUUUGCGGCCUUCUACAUCGGCCUCUUCUUCAACGAUCUCAACGACACGGAAGUGCCACCUCAACACCUGAAGUAUGACCUCAGAUUGGCGGGGUUGUGGUUCACUGACCUGCUCUACCCCUUUCUGCAGAUCCCUGGACCGAGAGAUUUUACAAUUCUUACUGAAAGCUACGGCAUGGACGGAUUCACGCUGAUCCAGAGCUUGGUGGACAGAUAUUACAUCUCCCAGGUGACGGGGGAGCCUCAGUACAGAAUGCAGUACAGGCUAUACACUCAGAUGUACCCGUACCCACCCUACACCCAGGACUACGGAAUGAGCCAGUUCUAUGGGUCCGCUUUGCCCACCUUCGUCGUACUGUCUCUCGUCCUCCUGUCGCCGUCGCUCAUCAAAAGUGUUGUUUACGAGAAGGAAACGGGCGUGAGGGAACUGAUUCGUCUCAUGGGCUUAGAAAGAUGGCUGGUCUGGUUCGGUUGGUUCCUGCAUUCCUUCAUCAUCAUCCUUGUCGUCUCAACCAUCAUGACGAUUCUACUCAAGUUGGAACUCACGCCCAUGGAUGACACGUCGGGUUUUCUGCCGCCCAUUAUCAUCCACACGGAUCCCUUCUUCAUGUGGGUGCUCUUCGUGCUCUUAUGGCGUGUCAUCCAUCGCCUUCUGCUUCGCUGUUGUCGGUUCUUCAGCCGGCCCACGCUCGCCACAACCUUGGGCAUCCUGCUGUGGCUGGUAUCCUACUUCCUGCCUCGUCAGCUGAUGGACUUCGAGUACAACGACCUUGGUCUGGCGCCGAAGAUCCUGUCCUGCUUCUUACCCAACAUGGCCAUCACCUGGGCCUUCAGGAUUAUCGCUAUGUUUGAAGGGAGAUCGUUGGGCGUGCAGUGGAGCCGCCUGUGGGACACCGGCAACCCAGAUCAGCUGACUCCGGCUAUGGUCCUCAUCAUGCUGGCCGUCGAUACCAUUUUGUACCUUUUCAUCACAUGGUACGUCGAUCACGUCAGCCCGGGCAAAUAUGGAGUUCCCUUGCCAUGGUACUUCCCUUUCCAGAGGAGCUACUGGUGUGGUGCGUCUACGACAGAGGAUCACUCUCGAGGCUUCGGCUCUGAGUCAUCGGAGAACGAGUACUUCGAGGAGGAACCGGACGGUCUCAAGCCGGGAAUCACUAUAAAGAAAUUACGGAAGGAGUUUAAGACACUAGGAGGGAAGACGAAGGUGGCUGUCGAGGACGUGUCUCUGACGUGUUACGAAGGCCAAUGCACGGUCUUGCUGGGGCACAACGGCGCUGGCAAGACCACUACGAUGUCCGUCCUCACAGGUGUGUACGCCCCUUCGGCUGGCUACGCAGAAGUGGGCGGCUGGGACAUCGCCACCAACCUGAAGAAGGCGAGGGAGGAGAUCGGACUGUGCCCACAACACAAUAUGCUGUUCAUUGACCUCACAGUCCUCCAGCAUCUCCUCUUCUUCGGUAGAUUGAAAGGAAUGACAACGAAAGACGCUCGCAAGGAAGCCGAGGAGCUCAUGCAACGCCUGGAACUGAAGGAGAAGAAGAACAUGUUUGGUAACCAGCUGUCCGGAGGCAUGAAGAGGAAGCUUUGCCUCGCCAUUGCUCUCAUCGGAGGCUCGAAGGUGGUGAUUCUCGACGAGCCGAGCAGCGGCCUCGACCCGGAGUCCCGACGAUGGGUGUGGGAAGUGGCAAGGGAACGUGGGCGCCGGACCGUCCUCGUCACCACACACCACAUGGAAGAGGCCGACGUGCUGGGCGACCGCAUAGCCAUCAUGGCGUCGGGCAGGGUCGUCUGCUCCGGAUCCACGCUCUUCCUCAAAAACAAAUUCGGUGAUGGAUACACACUGACAAUAAUGGUCUCAGAGGACAGCAGCAUUAAGGACAUACAGACAGAGGUCAUGAAGCACCUUCCUGAAGCGGCCCUGAGGUCAUCUCAGGGGGGUGAAGUGACCUUUAAACUCCCCCCGAUGACAGCCUCCUUCGCCCCUCUUCUCGACUCGCUCACGGAACAGAAAGAGAAAAUGGGAAUCAGACAUCUAGGCCUAUCGCUCACCAGCAUGGAGCAGGUCUUCUUAAGAGUGGGUGACUUCGCUGAGGGCGCUGACAAAGAGUCGUCGCAAGGGCUGAACGGAACACUCUACGACAAGAUUAACAUUAACGACGACGCCAACAACGGGUUCCUCGGCAACCACCAGCAGGGCGCUAAUGGAUACAGUAGUCAGCGCUUUCUUUUCAACAGUCAAGCAGAAGUGGACAUGAGGCUGACAGGAUGGGCGUUAUUGAAGCAGAGAAUAAGAGCGUUUUUCGCCAAAAGGAUGAUUUAUUCCAAGAGGAAAUGGGUUCUCCUUCUUACACAGGGUCUCCUUCCAGUACUAAUCACCAUCAUGUGCCUCUUGGUCGACGCUUCCUUCAACGAGGAGACCUUCCAGGAACCUCCGCGCGUCCUCAACUUGUCAAUGUUUACUCAAAGCAAGUCCUUCGUACACGCUGGCCAAGGCCGUGAGGAUCUCGCUGCCUCUUACCAAAGUCUCUUCUAUGAUCCGUAUGAGGUGGAGUACGCAGACAACCUGACUGACAGACUCUUAGCUGAAGCAGAUAAGGAUAUUUUCCAGUACCGUGAAAAUAACAUUUGUUCGGCCGACUUCGAAGCUGGACUCUUCGGACUAACGACAAACAUGAAGACCAUGUACCAGUCGGUGCCUUACCAUGCCCCAGGAGUUAGUACCACCAUGGUCACUAACGCCCUCCUCAGCUUUGCCACCAACUCAUCUAACCACUCAAUUACCACAGUCAACCGCCCUCUACCACCAAACAGGACGUGGAAGGUGGGCCGAACCAGCACCUCAGGGAGUGCCUUCGUCUACGCUAUGGUGAUGCCCCUCGCUCUCGCCUUCCUGUCGGCCUCCUUCCUCGUGUUCCCUCUGGAGGAGCGAGAGACCAAGGCUAAGCAGGUCCAAGUCAUGACAGGCGCUCCCCUGUGGGCUCUGUGGACCACGACCUUCCUGUGGGACCUCCUCACGUACACGGUGUCCGCUCUGGCCGUCUUCAUCUUCUUCAUGAUAAUGGAUUCGAAGGAUUAUUUCACCGUCGCCCAAGCACCUGGUGCGCUAUUCUUGCUACUACUGUUGUACGGCUGGGGCAGCAUCCCAUGGCUUAUGUCUUCAGCUUCCCCUUCCAAACGGCAGCCUCCGGUUUCGCCGUUUUGGCUCUCAUCAACAUCGUCGCAGGCGAGAUCAUCACGACUGCCGUCUGGGCGCUGGAUCUCUCCGACCAGCCCGACCAUCAUUGUUAGUGAUGUUCUACACUGGGUUACUUCCCUUAUCCCAGCAUACCCGGCCUCCAUGGCCUUCAUGCACCUGGUUGACACGAGUACAUACAACACCCAGUGCGACCAGUUCAAUGAGACCCCAAUGUGCAGAGGUGGGCACAGGAUCUGCUUUGAAAAACACUCUUACUUCAUGUUCAAUAGCAACGGCAUGGGACCCAAUCUGCUCACGCUGUUCAUCAAUGGUGUAAUCUUCCUGUCAGUCCUCGUGUUAUUGGAAAGCAAGGCUGCCAAAAUGCUGAAGCAUGAGUACAUGGUGGCGGAUAGUGACUCGUUGCUCGCAGGUAAAGCUAGUAAGACGACCCCUGCCUGGGAGUUAACACAGGACAACGACGUCGCAGCAGAGGCUGACUUAGUACGAAAUGUGUUUGAGUCGCGUCAGGCUGGAGGUGGGUUGGAUGACUCUACCCUGCUCGUCUCCAGCUUGAAGAAGCAGUUUCUGGGAGCCCCUCGACCAGCGAUGAAGGAACCCUCUUCAGGAGACGCCAUGGUAGAUAACAUAUCACUUCACAGGGAUAAGAACAAGUUCGUGCAGCAGAUAGGAUACUGCCCUCAAUUUGACGCUGUUCUAGGCGAACUAACAGCCAUCGAGAUGCUGACGCUCGUGGGCAGACUAAGAGGAGUCAGCGACGCACGGAUGAAGCGCUUGGUUAAUGAGUUGGUGACUCUGGUUGGACUCACAGAAUGUGCGCUGCGUCCUUCUUCGACGUAUUCGGGAGGAAACCGCAGGAAACUCUCCACUGCCAUGGCGCUAGUUGGAUCGCCGCAGCUGGUGUUCCUUGACGAGCCAACCUCAGGCGUCGACCCAGCAUCUCGACGUCGAGUGUGGACCGCCGUCACGAAGGCAAUCAACAACGGCCAGAGUGUGGUCCUCACCAGUCAUUCCAUGGAGGAGUGCGAGGCGCUAUGUUCUCGUAUCAUUAUUAUGUCUCGUGGAACCCUUCGUUGUGUAGGAACUACGAGCCACUUGAAGGCUAAGUUUGGCCAAGGUUACAGUCUCCAAAUAAAACUGAGAACCCAUGGCUUAUGUCCCAAGGGCGCUACAAACACUGAAGACAUCUACACAUCAAAGGUGCAGCAAGUAAAGAGUUCCAUCAGUUACUAUCUUCCUGGAGCCGUCAUUAUAGACCAACAUAAGGGCAUGUUGUCGUACAGGAUCCCGACUAGGAUAUCGUGGGGGCGACUCUUCUCCGUGAUGGAGGCGCUGAAGAGUGGCAGGCAACCCAGCGACCGAGAUAGUGACGCCAUCGCCAGUCCCGUCGCCAACCCGCAAGAGUCAAUCGUGGAGGACUACGCUGCCUCAGACACUUCGUUGGAGCAAGUGUUCUUGACUUUCGCCCGAGAAGCUUCGGGCGAAAAUCAGAAUAAAGACAUUCCUCAGGAAGUCGUCACGAAAUUGUGAAGUCGCGUCUAGCCUUCCAUGCGCCGGGUUCUACGUGGCGGAUUGGCGUGAAUGUGUUUGAAUGUAUGUGUUUGUGUGCGUAUGUGACAUAG